This is a messenger RNA of Lates calcarifer (barramundi perch), 2853 nucleotides long. RefSeq names its product SMU1 DNA replication regulator and spliceosomal factor a (gene smu1a). The transcript has 12 exons. The record is from RefSeq and is a predicted model, not a curated record. The coding region runs from base 105 to 1646 and encodes 513 amino acids. NCBI's taxonomy places the organism in Eukaryota, Metazoa, Chordata, Actinopteri, Centropomidae. Gene Ontology annotation, cellular component: precatalytic spliceosome. Gene Ontology annotation, biological process: mRNA splicing, via spliceosome. Gene Ontology annotation, molecular function: protein binding.
AAGAUCCCUGACUCCUCCCACUACUUCCGUGUUUGCGUCUGUCCUGCGUGCUACUGGAUUUCGCUGCAGUUAAAGACGAGGGUGCUAUUUUAAGCUAAAUAAUCAUGUCUUUGGAGGUGGAAUCCGCAGACGUGAUUCGUCUGAUUAUGCAGUACCUGAAAGAAAACAGCCUGCACCGGACUCUAGCUACCCUGCAGGAGGAGACCACUGUGUCUCUGAACACCGUGGACAGCAUAGAGAGCUUUGUGGCGGACAUAAACAGCGGUCACUGGGAUACUGUCCUGCAAGCCAUCCAGUCCCUCAAGCUACCAGAUAAGACCCUGAUAGACCUUUAUGAACAGGUUGUGUUGGAGUUGAUCGAGCUGAGAGAGUUGGGAGCAGCUCGUUCACUUCUCAGACAGACCGACCCCAUGAUCAUGCUUAAACAAACCCAACCAGAGAGAUACAUCCACCUGGAGAACCUGCUGGCUCGCUCCUACUUCGAUCCCAGAGAGGCGUACCCAGACGGCAGCAGUAAAGAGAAACGCCGAGCAGCCAUCGCACAGGCCCUGGCUGGGGAGGUCAGUGUGGUGCCACCGUCUCGUCUUAUGGCUCUGCUGGGACAGUCAUUGAAGUGGCAGCAGCAUCAGGGACUCCUGCCUCCUGGUAUGACCAUCGACUUGUUCAGGGGUAAAGCUGCAGUCAAAGAUGUGGAGGAGGAGCGCUUCCCCACCCAGCUCACCAGACACAUCAAGUUUGGUCAGAAAUCUCAUGUAGAGUGUUCCAGAUUCUCCCCUGAUGGUCAGUACCUGGUCACUGGCUCUGUGGACGGCUUCAUUGAGGUCUGGAACUUCACCACCGGCAAAAUCAGAAAGGAUCUGAAGUACCAGGCUCAGGAUAACUUCAUGAUGAUGGACGAUGCAGUGUUGUGUAUGUGCUUCAGUCGGGACACAGAGAUGUUGGCCACCGGAGCUCAAGAUGGAAAGAUCAAGGUGUGGAAGAUUCAGAGCGGUCAGUGUCUGAGGAGAUUUGAACGUGCCCACAGUAAAGGAGUAACAUGUGUCAGCUUCUGUAAAGACAGCAGCCAGCUCCUCAGCGCCUCCUUUGACCAGACAAUCAGAAUCCACGGACUGAAGUCUGGUAAAACUCUUAAGGAGUUCCGCGGUCACUCCUCAUUCGUCAACGAGGCAACUUUCACUCCAGACGGCCACCACAUCAUCAGCGCCUCCUCCGACGGUACAGUGAAGGUGUGGAACAUGAAGACCACCGAGUGCUCAAACACCUUCAAACCUCUGGGCACGUCAGCAGGCACCGACAUCACCGUCAACAACGUCAUCCUGCUGCCCAAGAACCCGGAGCACUUUGUAGUGUGUAACCGCUCCAACACUGUGGUCAUCAUGAACAUGCAGGGACAGAUCGUGAGGAGUUUCAGCUCCGGUAAGAGGGAAGGUGGUGACUUUGUCUGCUGCACUCUGUCGCCCCGCGGCGAGUGGAUCUACUGCGUGGGCGAAGACUUUGUGCUCUACUGCUUCAGCACAGUCACCGGCAAACUGGAGAGAACGCUGACGGUACAUGAAAAGGAUGUGAUCGGCAUCGCCCACCACCCCCACCAGAACCUCAUCGCCACCUACAGUGAGGACGGCCUGCUGAAGCUCUGGAAGCCUUGAGGUGUUGACCCCAAAACUGAGACUGGACGUUCUCACUCAGCAGCUGCUCUCCUCACUCUGGACACUGCUCUGCCCUGUUCUUUUUGUUUUUUGUCAUUGUGCAGCCCUGGUGAAUCGCUCCCAGGUCCACGUGGACUCGCAGGUUUGGAUGCACAUGUUGAUGAUCUCAGUUUUACACAUUUAGCUGCAUGUUUCCUUUUGAACCUGGUUGUGUGUGUAAUGAAUAAAAAUGGAGAGAGUAUAGAUGCUUGUAGUAUUACUGAGAACAUGCAGCUGAAUGUUGAGACUUUAUGCUGGUGUCACAGCAGAGCCUUAUUUAGCUCCACCUCUGAGGGUAAAGGUUAGUUUUUAAAUGAAUGUCCACUUCUUAAAAUACUGUGCAAAAGUCAGGUCCAAGUUUAUUGGUGACCUUUUUCACCACACUGAAAUGUUGCUUCUUAUACGCUUAACUUCCAACACCAUUAAUGAGUUUGUCAGAGUGGGUGUUGUGUUCUGAUUUUGGAAAGAAAUUCUUGAAAAUAUGAGUCAAACACACUUGACUGUUGCAAAUACUCUUUAACCAUACUCAGGAAAGGUGCUUCCAUACCUGUGCAGCUAGAGAAGAAAAGCCCAUCGCAGUUAUUCUUUACAUAUGUUCAGUUUUUGGUCAGAUAGAUAAGGUUCUGCUGUUCAACACCGGAGCUUCACAGACACUUUUCAGAGCCCUCUUACGUCAGAGGGAGGAGCAGAGCCGUCAGAUGUUUGGGCUGAGGAGUGUAGAUACCAGACUUAACUUUUGUUUUGGAAAUUUUUUUGUAAAUAUAUUUUUUAAUACCAUUUUUUUCCAAGAAGACCUGGUUAAAUAGUGUGUAGUUGUGAGUUGGUGUGUCUUUAAGCCACGGCAAGAAAUGCAGCAGCAAAAAGUAUGUUUCCUGGAAAUACUCAGUUCUUAUUUGUCAGCAGAGAUCUCAGUGUGACCUGUAACUACAGUUUUAGGAGUCAUUCUGUUGUCAGAUAUUUGUCUCCAUGUUGAAUACAUUUGGAGGCUUUAUAUUUGCUCUUUUUAUUUUCUUAUCCCUGAAGCUGACUGUCCCUGGCUAAUUUUGGAAACCUCUCAAAUCUUCAGUGCAUGAAUUCGCAGUAAUUGACACAAAUCAAAGGUUCUGUAACCUCCUGGAUGUCCCUUGUAAUACCUCUUGUCUGUGCUAUUAAAGCUAUUUAACCAGAA